AUGUCUUCAUACUUGGUGACAGGAGCCGGACGAGGCCUCGGCCUCGAGUUCGUCCGACAACUCAGCCAGCAGCCCGCAGAGAAGGUCUCUAUCGUCUUUGCCGCAAUCCGCGGCUCGCCCAGCAAAGCACUCCAAACGCUCGCAGAUGAAUCAAACGGUCGCGUCAUAGUUCUUCACAUGGCAGUGUCGAACAAGAGCAGCAUUACCACGGCAGUGGAGCAGGUAAAGGACAAACUUGCCGACCGGGGUCUGGACGUCCUCAUCAACAACGCGGGCAUCAUGCCCGCCACCCCGGAGGGCAUUGCCGCCAUGGACAACCUGCUGGAGGUAAUCCAAGUCAAUGUCGAAACUGUUCAAGACGUCACAUCUGCUUUCCUCCCAUUAAUAAAAAAAGGAAACCAGAAGAAAGUCUUAAACUUGGGUUCGAGUGUAGGCGCCAUUUCGAAUACUCGCAAGUUUGCCCAGGCAACGUAUCCUGCAUACAAGAUUUCUAAGGCUGCAUUAAACAGUCUAACUGCGCAGUAUGCUAUCCAGUAUGAGGAAGAGGGAUUUGCGUUCUUCGCGGUUUGUCCUGGUUGGGUUAAAACUGACAUGGGAAGCCAAUGGGCGCAACUUGAAGUUGACACCAGUAUCAAGGCAAUCCUUGAUAUUCUAGACAAGCAUGCAGUGGAAAUCAAUGGAAAGUUCCUGAAACUUCUCAUCCCGGGGAUGGAAAACGUUGAGGGUCUCCACCAGUAUGAUGGAGCUGAGAUCCCGUGGUAG
Messenger RNA from Penicillium manginii, 762 nucleotides. RefSeq names its product SDR family oxidoreductase. Gene Ontology annotation, molecular function: oxidoreductase activity, acting on the CH-OH group of donors, NAD or NADP as acceptor. Lineage: Eukaryota; Fungi; Ascomycota; Eurotiomycetes; Eurotiales; Aspergillaceae. The coding region runs from base 1 to 762 and encodes 253 amino acids. The record is from RefSeq and is a predicted model, not a curated record. The transcript is spliced from 3 exons.